GAUAUAUUCCCCAAAUUUCCCGAAAAUGUACCUCGAGAACCUCCUCCCAGGCGGACUCUACCACCCCCUUCUCCCCCGAGAAACAGACACCUCCUGCUGGGGAGGCAUAGGGCAAGGCGAAUGUCUCGGCUCUUCUGAAUGCAAAGGACUCAUCUACUCAAACCAAUGUACCGACAUCCCCGGCGGCGAGUGCUGUCUCCACCGCCGCUGCACAGUCCCCGAAGGAACAGGCUACUGCCGAGACACCCAUAACCAGACCUGCGAUGGGGGGAAUUACUUCGCCGGGGCCCCUGUAAACCACCCCCGCCCCCGCUCCCUUACCUUCCUCCUAUCUACCACCCUCAUCUAGGAAAGGGACACUAACGAGAGAGAAUCUAGCCCAACUGGCCCUGUCCGGGGAUAAGUUCUAUCCAAUGCUGUGUGAAGCACGGGAAUAUGUCUAAUGGGACAUCGUCUUCGUCUUCGUCUUUGUCUUCGACGCUAAUUCCUACUUCGACGUCCACGGCAUCGACGACAACAUCAUCAUCUCCGAAAGCAACUAUCACUCCAGCAGGAGAAUCCGGGACAGACACGGGUCUCUCAGGAUCUCAGAUUGGGGGUAUAGUAGGUGGUGUUGUUGGAGGAGUACUUGUUUUCGCUGUUGUGGGUCUCGUUUUUUUUUUUCAGCGCCGGAAGGGGGGGGAGUCGGGUGCUGGGGGGGCUAGUGAGUCUGCUGGUGACUUGGAUGAGACUGUUGGGCUGGGGAAGGAUGUGCCUAUGCUUGGGGGAAGUAUGAGGCAAGAGAUGGAUGCGCAGGGUGGGGCGGUGCUGCAUGAGAUGGAGGGGGUUGAUCGGGUAUUGGGGACGGGGAGUGGUGAGAAGGGGAUAUCGGAGUUGGAGGGGGAGAGGACA
Messenger RNA from Aspergillus alliaceus, 891 nucleotides. RefSeq lists its product as uncharacterized. The record is from RefSeq and is a predicted model, not a curated record. The coding region runs from base 26 to 349 and encodes 107 amino acids. The transcript has 3 exons. Lineage: Eukaryota; Fungi; Ascomycota; Eurotiomycetes; Eurotiales; Aspergillaceae.